This is a messenger RNA of Diospyros lotus (date-plum), 561 nucleotides long. Its product is annotated as 60S ribosomal protein L38-like. Gene Ontology annotation, molecular function: structural constituent of ribosome. Gene Ontology annotation, biological process: translation; protein-RNA complex assembly. The coding region runs from base 97 to 306 and encodes 69 amino acids. NCBI's taxonomy places the organism in Eukaryota, Viridiplantae, Streptophyta, Magnoliopsida, Ericales, Ebenaceae. The transcript has 3 exons. The record is from RefSeq and is a predicted model, not a curated record. Gene Ontology annotation, cellular component: ribosome; cytosolic large ribosomal subunit.
CCUAGGGUUUUAGUAUAUAUAUUACCGCCUCCAUUAGGGUUUCUCAGAGCCACACGGGGGUUUGCGAGCUUCAUCGGCAGAAGAAGCGUCCUCAAAAUGCCUAAGCAAAUUCAUGAAAUCAAGGACUUCCUUCUAACUGCCAGAAGGAAGGAUGCACGUUCUGUGAAGAUCAAGAGAAGGAAAGAUGUUGUGAAGUUCAAGGUUCGUUGCUCCAAGUAUCUCUAUACACUGUGUGUGUUUGACCCGGAGAAGGCUGACAAAUUGAAGCAGUCCCUUCCCCCAGGUUUGAGCGUGCAAGAACUGUGAAGAUGUAAAGCCGGACCGAGUUAGUUGAAAGAGCAGCCAUUUUUCGGCACCUUUUUUUGGUUGAGUUGUCCUUUUUAAUUUCCUAGCUAAAGGGACAUAUGGUGCUCAUUGGUUUUGGGUUUUCAUACUAUUAAAAUUGUUGGGUUUAUGUGGGACCUGAAACAUGUAGAACUGAUUCCUUUCCCUGAAUCGUGGACUAAUCUUGCCCGGAUUUGUUUUUUAAUUGAUUCUUAUUGAGGGGGGUUUACAUUUUUA